CUCUGACCUUCCUACAGAUCUCAGGCUUGGCCUCGGCAUUUCAGCAACUCAACAUGUCGGCUCUUCUGUUUCAAGGGGGCAAGCAACAGAUUGGAUCCCAAACCAGCGUGCUCAUCAUGCGGCAGAAGUAAAUGAUUGUGGUGAUCAUGGCAGCUUGUUUGUAAAGGUGUACAUGGAAGGCAUUCCAAUAGGCAGAAAACUCAAUCUGGUAGCUCACGACGGCUACCAUGGGUUAGUGAGGACUCUGGAAAACAUGUUUGACACUACCAUUCUCUGGGGGACAGGGAUGGAUGGGGUGCAACCAGAGAGGUGCCAUGUGCUAACAUACGAAGACGAAGAAGGAGAUUUGGUCAUGGUCGGUGAUGUUCCGUGGGAAAUGUUCCUCUCAACAGUGAAGAGAUUGAAGAUUACGAGGGUAGACGCAUUCGGGUGUUAAUUUUCAGAUAUGACAGUGCAGCCUGUGGA
This is a messenger RNA of Neltuma alba, 465 nucleotides long. Its product is annotated as auxin-responsive protein IAA20-like. The coding region runs from base 173 to 436 and encodes 87 amino acids. Gene Ontology annotation, cellular component: nucleus. The record is from RefSeq and is a predicted model, not a curated record. Gene Ontology annotation, biological process: regulation of DNA-templated transcription. The transcript has 4 exons. Lineage: Eukaryota; Viridiplantae; Streptophyta; Magnoliopsida; Fabales; Fabaceae.